ACAGCAAAUAAACGCAGCGUGCGGAGCGCUCCCUGCUGCACGGCUCCGGCUUACAGUGCACAUUUACUACUGUACUGGCUUCUCUAACUGAUUGAGGAAGUUGAGAGAGAGAGAGAAUAAAAAAAAAUAAAUAAUAAUAAAUUGUCCGGUUCUUAAGGAGGGCUCUUACCAUGUGGAGCAGAAGCCUGGAGUCACCAUAAGAAGAAGUAGUCAUGCGUCGCUUCAGUUCAGAAGGAUCUCUCCUGGGCUUGGACAUCUUUCCCUGGAAGAGUGUGUCUCCGAGGAAUGCCUGCUCUGUUGAAGUAGAUAGGGUGGGUACCUAUAGGACCCUGCCAAGCCAGCUGAAGGAAGUGGAUCACGGCGCGGCCUCUAUGCCUGCCACGUCCGUGGACCCCGAGAGCAGUCCAUCAAAGGAGCUCGCCCAGGAGCUGAGCCAUAGUGCAGAGGAUUUUACAGAACUGAACAUCGCACCCGGCUUGCUCAAGAUCACCAAUCUCAACGAAAGCUUCAAAGCGUACAGUGACAGUCAACUGGUGCCACAGGCCAGCAGCAGCAGCAGCAGCAACGAGAGUGUAAAGCAGGAUGACAUUCCAUCUCCAAAUCCAACAUGCAUGGCCACACUCAACCCCUUCUGCUUUAACUCGGCCUCGGGGACAAACCAAAAUCGGCACCAUGUCCGGGCCAAGCUCUCGUCUGCUAAAUUACACCUGAAGAGUCUGUUUGGGCAGAGUCCAAGCAUUUCCAAUCCUAAUCUCGCGGUACUGGAGCCCAGCGACCUGGAAAGCAGCGCCAAAACGCGUCGAUCCCGCUUCACAAAGCAGUGGAGUGAGGUGGGUCAUGCGAAGACCCGGCUCAGCAGGGUGGAGCUGGAGAAGUGGGCUGAGUCUCUCGACGUCGUUCUCAACAGCAGAGUGGCCAUAUCUGUGUUUGGCGCAUUCCUCCGCUCAGAGUUCAGUGAGGAGAACCUGCAGUUCUACUUGGCCUGUGAGCAGUACAGAAAUUCGUCCACCACCUUCAGCCUGAGCCGACGCGCCAAGGAGAUCAGUGCCACUUACAUUCAGCCUGGCUCACCUCGUGAGGUAAAUCUGGACUGUAAGACUCGAGACUUGACGCUGCAGCUGCUCAAGGCUCCCUCUCACACCUCCCUGUGCCAUGCUCAGAAACGAAUUCGUGCCCUACUGGAAUAUGACUGUUACCCUCGCUUCCUGCAGUCGAACAUCUACCUCAGACUCCUACAGGAUGCUCACUAAGAACAUGUGCAUUAAGGAGACAUCCAGAGGGCAUCGAAUAGACUGAAGACUGAUGGACCAAGGAAUACCUGAAAAGGCAGGCGCGGGUGGUGCUGAUUGACCUGUUGCUUGAAAAUAAUAAAGAAUUGAUAAUGAUCGAAUAAGCAAAACAUCUUUCCUGCUUGAAGUUGAUCUACUGUUGGGAAUAAUAGUGUAGUGGUUUGAACGAAUGGAUGGGGGGCAAAGGAAAGGGUUGAUGUAUUCUUUAUACCACAGUACAUCAUUAUCCAACUCGGCCAGCUAGCUGAAAUCCACACAAACUUGUAAUCAUUGCCUAAAAGUUAGCCGAGUUUAGCUCCCGUCAUGCUUCGGUGAGCGUGAGCAUAACGGCUUGUUUGCAGAAAGCGACAACUCGUCAGGCAAGACUGACCUCCUCUGAAAGGAUCGCAGCGCUGGCAGUAAAAAAACAAACAUGACAUUUUCCCCGGAAUUCCUUCCUACCUGAUUCAACAAGCCUGUUUGGCAGGAGACCAGUGGCAGUGGUUGUAAAGUGAACCAAGGUGCCAGGCUUGUGUAUAGAAUCCCUGUGUUUACAUCUCGAUCAGUGUAACAUAUUUAGAAAUAAAUGAUGUCUGAUCUCCUAAA
Molecule: messenger RNA, 1874 nt
Organism: Neoarius graeffei (lesser salmon catfish)
Lineage: Eukaryota; Metazoa; Chordata; Actinopteri; Siluriformes; Ariidae
Product: regulator of G-protein signaling rgs-7
Exons: 6
Coding region: 213-1250 (345 amino acids)
Source: RefSeq, a predicted model, not a curated record